Daphnia magna is the source of this 1353-nucleotide messenger RNA. RefSeq lists its product as uncharacterized. NCBI's taxonomy places the organism in Eukaryota, Metazoa, Arthropoda, Branchiopoda, Diplostraca, Daphniidae. The record is from RefSeq and is a predicted model, not a curated record.
AGGCACACUGACAAAAUGAUUCGUAAGGGCCGUAAACCAACCCCACAAAGUGAAGAGGAAAGGCUUCAGCAAGAGAAGGAAAAAGAAGAAAGUCAGCUAAGAAAGGCGGCUAACCGAAAUGCAGCAAAACGAGCGAAACGAGAACCCAAGUUCAACAUGUGUCCUGUUCUAGGGCAUGCAAAGGAGUUAACUGAGAAGUCAGUGACCAACAACCAAGAACGGCAACUCAAACAGCAAGCCCAACAAAGUUCUCAUAAAACCCAACCACAAUACAACACAAAGAGCAGCAGCUCAGCUGGUAAUGAAGACUUGGAUUGUUUAGCGGAUCUAGAAGGCAUGGAUCAAGCACGAAUGGACCACUCAUAUGCCAAUGAAAACACAGUGAACUCUUCAGUGUUUGAUCAAGGAUCAAAGGAAAAUGCCAUCCAGCAGUUGCGAGAGAAGCUGAAAGAAUUGAAUGAAUUGGAAGCCAAUCAAGCCAUAGCUGACUCCAUGUCCCCUGAAAUAAAAGAAAAGAAAAAAAGAAAAUCUGAAGAAAAGGAUCUUGAUUGUUUGUGGACUGAUGUUGAGUCCCUUGCUUUCAAAGCUUUUGAGCAUCACCAUGGCAUUAGGGGAUUUAGUUGCAAGAACUGUGGUGACCAAAGCAAUCAAAUAAUCAACUGCCUUGAUUGCAGUGAAAAACUCUGUGGAAAAUGUGACGAAAAAAUCCACCUGCGGAUUCCAUUUAAUCAAAGAUCAUUUUAUUCUAAUACUCGGCCUGGAAAACAAUUGCUUCCGACUGAGUUUGUGGAUCAUCAGGGGCAGAUUGUAGUAAAGAGCGUUUUUAUCCCGUUGUGUUCCCCAAAAUGCGACAAAUGCGAUACACACAUGUCACAAAUUGCUGGUUACCCGUUUCACGCUGUCGUCACGCCAAAAGGGAGAUUCGAUUUAAAUAGAACUAUUUUUCACUGUGAUAACUGUUCGACUAAUCAAGAAGCGGAUUUCACAGACUUUAUUACUUCUGGAUACUUCCCUGGCUCUCCUGUAUCUACAAAAUAUCUUUUUUCAUUCGAUUUAUUGCGUUUGUGGCGUCAUUUAAAAUACUUGACGCCAGGUACCUCUGAAUAUAAGUUUUUGGAAACAAUUAUGGCGAUAUCUGCUGAUUUAGGAAGACGUGGAACAAUUAACAAAAAGUUGUUUAAUAAAGCGAGCAAGCUUUACGAAUACUUCAAUUCCCUGUUGGACGAGUAUGUAAAAGGAAAGAGAAAAACUAUUUGCAGAGCCUGUACCGAUAAAUUUGGUAAACCGUGCCCGCUUGGUUUGCAUUGUGACUGGUGUCACAAAUGCGUAAGGAGGUAUACGGAUAAAAAGUGA